Molecule: messenger RNA, 1322 nt
Organism: Chlorella variabilis
Lineage: Eukaryota; Viridiplantae; Chlorophyta; Trebouxiophyceae; Chlorellales; Chlorellaceae
Exons: 6
Coding region: 72-1322 (416 amino acids)
Molecular function (GO): ADP-ribose diphosphatase activity; CDP-glycerol diphosphatase activity; manganese ion binding
Source: RefSeq, a predicted model, not a curated record
CGACCACCACCACCGCAGCUCUCUGCGCCCCGCCGUGCCCACUGCCCGGCUGCUGCCCAGUGCGGCCCUGUAUGCCCAGUGCAGCGCCCCUGGCGGCCGUUGCACGCGCUCAGCACCCGUGCCGCAGCCCCAAGCCAGCCCACAGGCCCAUGACUGUGGCGGCAGCGGCGCUGAAGCAGGCCUCGCCCGGCGCCCGCGCCUCGGCGGCGGCGCUCAGCGAGGGGCCCUCCCCAUUGGACGAGGACGCACCGUCUGAGGAGCAGAGGCAGCCUCUGUUCAAGUUUGGGCUACUCAGCGAUGUGCAGCAUGCCGACAUGGACGACGGCGCCUCCUUCCACGGCACGCCGCGAUACUACAGGUACGCGCUGUGCCAGCUGGACGCGGCGGUGGACGCGAUGAGCGCCGCCGGCGUCGCCUUCUGCCUCCACCUGGGCGACCUCAUCGACUUCCACAACAGCCGGCUGGGCGUGUGUGCCGACACCGAGCUGCACCACUCGGAGAAGGCGCUGCGUGUGGCGCUGCAGCACUUCGACCGCCUGGGCCGCCCCACGCUGCACCUGCUAGGCAACCACGAGCUGUACCAGCACUCCCGCGAGGAGCUGAACCGGCGGCUGGGCAUCAGUGCGCUGCAGCGGGGCGUGGUGCCACACUCGUACUACACUUUCCACCCCGCGCCAGGCUUCCGCUUCAUCAUGAUGGACGGAUAUGAUGUCUCCAUCCUUGGCUGGCCCCCAGGCCACCCGGGCCACGAGCAGGCGCAGCGGCUGCUGAGCAAGCACAACCCAAAUGAGGACAAGAACAGCGCCAACGGGCUGGAAGGCGUGGACCGCAGGUUUGUCAAGUUUGGCGGCGGCGCGAGCGCCGAGCAGCUGGCGUGGCUGCGGGGGGAGCUGGAGAGCGCGGCGGCGGCGGGGGAGCGUGCCAUCGUGGCCUGCCACCUCUGCUUCCACCCCGCCACCUGCCCGGGGGCUUGCCUGCUGUGGAACUACGACGAGGUGCUUCAGGUGCUGCAGCGGUACCCUGGUACCGUGGUGGGCACGCUGGCGGGGCACGCCCACGCCGACGGCUUUGCCGCAGACGAGGCAGGCAUCCGCCACCGCGUGUGCAAGGCGGUGCUGGAGACGCCGCCGGGGCGCGAGUGCUACGGCAUUGUGGAGGUUUUUGCUGAUGCCAUCCGCAUCAACGGCGUGGACACGUUUGCAAGCGAGGAGUGGCCCCUGGCGCCGCUUGGGCCACCCACAGCAGCAGCAGCAGCCGCGCCAGCAGGAGCACCAGCCGCAGGCGAGCCAGCGGGCAAGCAGGUGGCGGCGGUGCAGGCCUGA